Molecule: messenger RNA, 274 nt
Organism: Ilex paraguariensis (yerba mate)
Lineage: Eukaryota; Viridiplantae; Streptophyta; Magnoliopsida; Aquifoliales; Aquifoliaceae
Source: the annotation of a GenBank genome assembly
CGUAUCGUCCGAUACCGCGCCGCGACGCCGCGACCGAUGUGUAUCAGUACCCUCCGAGUUCAUGGCCGAUACCGCUACUUUGAACCAUGGUGAGGAAGGUGACGUCGAUGUCGGAGAGACAGAGAAGCUCGGCGAGCCUGAGCAUGGAGUUUAUGUGUCCCUGAAUUGGCAACGGGAAGAUGAGGACAUGAGUAGGGAGUUUUGGUUUUUGAUGAUUCAUCGGAGUUUCCUCUGUAUCGGCCAUUUUCGUGUUACGGAAAGAGGUACAAGUUGA